Messenger RNA from Cetraspora pellucida, 1486 nucleotides. NCBI's taxonomy places the organism in Eukaryota, Fungi, Glomeromycota, Glomeromycetes, Diversisporales, Gigasporaceae. The record is from the annotation of a GenBank genome assembly.
UGACCAACCCGAAACUAGUGACCAACCUGAAACUAGUGAUCAACCCGAAACUAGUGACCAACCUGAAUGUUUAUUACUAUACCAAAGUAUUUAUGAAGAAUCAUAUGAUGAUUUAUAUAAAGAUAGUUGUGGAUAUUAUGAGCCAGAAGAUAGUUGUGAAGAGGAUGAGCCAGAAGAUAGCAUAUUGAGAGAAAUUUAUAGUGGCCAAACGGUAGAAAAGGGUGAGAGUAAUUGGGCAAGAAAGACGUAUAAGUGCCAUCAUAGUGGAAAAUAUGUACCAAAAAAAAGGUUGGAUCCUACACAAAAUAGAGACCGAGAAUCAGUCUGUAUUGAUUGUGGUUUUAAAGUAAAUGCUUUAUAUCGUAAAUCUGAGAACCUAGUAUUUGUUAACAAAUUUGUUAAUGAACAUAACCAUCUAUUACAAAACCAAGAUUCUCUUCAAAAAUUCUCACUAGCAUUACGUAGAAUACCAGACGAUAUAAUAAAUAAAAUCAAAUUUUAUGUACAAGUGUGUCAAUUAGGAGCUACUGUUUUAAAAAAGAUAUUAAGAAAAAAGUAUCCAGAUCAGGACAUUUACCACCAAGAUCUUUAUAAUGCGAUAUAUAAAUUUAAAGCUGAGAGUUUGAAUAAGGUUAUAAAAUUAGAGGCAAAUUCAGGAAAUUCAUUAUGCCAACUCCAGUUCGAAGUUGAAUUAAGACUAAAAGAUGAAGCCAAAUAUUCACGAUCGCAAGAAUUUCAGAAUAUGAACCCUACUACUGGAAUCCUCUGGGUCUCUAAUACUAUUUUUAAUUCGAUGGAUGAAAUAUUAAAAAAAUAUCUUAUACCAAAUUUGCUGGCACUGCAAUGGAAGCAAAUGAUGGAAAGCUUGUUGUAUAGAGUUCAGAUAAAUGAACUUAAAGAUAUUAGUAUAACAAUGCAGAAUUCAAAUCAGUAUAAUGAAGAGUUUCUUGAAGAUGAUUAUGAAGAACCUCAAAUUUUAAUUAACAUGGCUUUGGAGGAUUGUUUAGAAGAAGUUCAAGAAAAAUCAAUUACACUAAUUCAAGUUGAAACUGAAUUUCAAACUAGCAUGUUUAAAACAUUAAAUAAUAUUCGUGGGCAAGAGAUAUUCAAUGAAUCUUUUAUAAAUUUAGAUUCAAAAAAAGAAAUAUAUGGCCAUGGUAUUGGGCUAUGCAAAAAGGCUUUAAAUUUGGUGAUCUUAAACAAUUUUAGCAAAGCUUUUGAAGAGCUUUUACAACAAUUUAUUAAAAAGAAAAUAAAAUGUCUACAGAAUCUUCCGAAGAUUCUAAUAACAUUAAUAAUAUCACAGAUCCGAUUUAGCACAAAGGGAAAGGCCGACCUACAAAUAAAAAAUACUUGUCAGCUAUUGAAAUCAACUUUAAAAGAAAAAAAUAAAAAUAAAAGACAAUGUGCUAAGUGUAAGUCUUGGUAUCAUGAUUCAAGAAAUUUUCCUGAAAAAAGUGAUCAGCAUGAUAAAGAAAAUAAUUAG